AUGGCAGAUCAUCAGCCAGUGUCUCCUAUCAAGCCUGAAGAAUCCGCAACCACCAGAGAAGAGAUGGAUUUUGAUGACAACGAGCAGGAGACUGGCACCGUCUCUCCACAGGGCCACGAGACUUCUACGAGACCGCCUGCGAAGUCGUCAUCUCCACGGCCGCGAGUGUCGUUUCAGGAAGGCCAUGAGGAGAUUCCACCCGCGAAGCCUCCAAGACCCUUGAGCCCAGCGCAACAAGCCGAGAACACUCUCAUCGAAGCAUUCCCUUCUAUCGAUACCAAGGUCGUCAAGGCUGUACUCAUGGCCAGCAACGGCAAAGUUGAGCCUGCCUUCAAUGCUCUCCUUGGUAUGUCAGAUCCCGAUUUCAAGCCAGAAGAAGCUUUACCUGCGCCUCCACAACCGCCCCGCCCAGCCAUGCGUCAGCAGCAGCCUAUGAGCCAGUUAGAAGCAGACGAGAUGUACGCGCGACAGCUCGCAGAGCAAUACAAUAGUGGUGGGCAGAGAUCGCAAAACCGUUACAACCAGCGCGAACCUGGUCGCCGCGGUCCGAAUCAGCAGACUUAUGUCGACGAUGAGGACAAGGAGCGAAGCUUCUUCGACGACGACCUUCCAGAGAUCGGAAAGAAUAUCCAGCAAGGCUUUCUGGAGACGCAAAAGCGCGUGAACAGCUGGAUCACGAAUUUCAAGAAGAAGAUUGACGGUGAGGACGAAGAGGAUGAUCUGUACUCGUCAUCAGAGGCCGGCUCAAGACAAAACACUGGUGGUUUGGGCGGCAGGAAGAACUUUGGCCCCAGUCAGAGUGAGCAGAUGCACGGCAUCAGGAGGUCUGCCGAACAAGCACGGAGGAGCACUGAGGCGCAGCGCUACGAUGCAGACCCCCAUGAGCUCGGCCCGGAGGAGUUUGAGCGCCUAGAGCUUAGGGAUGACGAAGCCCGUACGUGCAAAUCUAAGACUCAGUUCACGAAUGGGAUUACUGACACGCUUCCAGCUCCACCUCAGCCUCCUCGCACAAGCAGCAGGAAGAGUGCAAAUCCUGACCUGUUCAAGUCAGAUGUAAAGCCACCGCAGAGUGGACCUGUGGACGAGGUUGACGCUGCCGAUCGACGGUCCUCGAGCAAGGACGCUUCCGAAGCGGAAAAGAACAAGAAGUGGCAGCCUCUGACCAGCGUAGCACCACACCCCGAAGAUGACAACGACCCCUUCUCGCUUGGUGAUGACGAUGAGGAUAAGGAGAAAGGCGAUGACCUGCGGAAAGAGGAUACUGAGCGACUGAAAGAGUCCGCCAAAAACAGUGCUAGUGCUGGUACCGCGGGCGACCUCAAACCGCAGGAGAGUGAGAACAGUGGUGGGGUGCGUGACAAGGCUGCAGAAGAGAUUCUCAGUGGUAAGAAGUCAUGA
Molecule: messenger RNA, 1398 nt
Organism: Lecanosticta acicola
Lineage: Eukaryota; Fungi; Ascomycota; Dothideomycetes; Mycosphaerellales; Mycosphaerellaceae
Source: the annotation of a GenBank genome assembly